CUGUUGGCUCGAGAAAUGGCCGUGUCCAGUUCAAUUAUGGAAACCGCCGCCCUUUUGGCCCUGCUGCUUGGCCUUUUCAUUCGAACUGGCUACUGCAUAGACUGUUUCAAAUGCGUAUCCUUCAAUGGAGCCAACAAAGCCUGCGACGAUCCGUUCCACAAUAACUACUCCACGGCCAUUUUGGAGUCGCCCUGCAUGGGCGGCCGGAAGGGGCGUGACGGCCUAUUUCCGGCUACCGCUUGCAUCAAGAUCUCCGGCUACUACGACGAAACCGGGAAGACGAUAACGGUGAGGGGCUGUGCCCUGGACAGCGGAACCCUGACCACCGAUACCGAGAUCAUCCGAAUGUCGCACUGCGGAAAGUUCUACUACGAUGGCGAUUACGUGCACGGCUGUCUGCAGAGCUGUAGCGACGCGGAUGCCUGCAACUCGGCCAGGAGACAGGGAGCGAAUCCUGCCGACCUGGAGGAGCUGAUGAGGCACCUGCUUAGCCUGGUGGUGCUCCUAAUCGCUGCCACGAGGUAGCAGCAUCGUUACCAGUAACUUUAGUAUCCGGAACAGGAGCCCGAGGCGGAAAUACCGUGGGGCAGCGAAGAAGACAUUUAAAGCGACUUCGCUGCGCUUGGAAAUCCAUUUCUUUUCCUUCGAAUCUCUCUCUGUGUCUAGGAUCGCACCCAAAUGUAAAAGCACUCGAGCAGCUGCAGCAAGGACACGCUCAGCAACACACUCUCUCACACACAUAAAAACAUUAUGGAAUUCAUCAAGCAAUUAUGUGAUUUAUAAGCGAAUACUUAACAACUAUCAAACAAUAAUUGAUGAACACAAACGGAAACUAUUUAGAUGCUAAGCAUUCGAGAGUCGAAAAUCAACGGAAACAGUGCAACCUAAAUUAAUAUUCUAAUUGCAAUUAUCUUCUAAGGAAGGAAUCUAGACUUUAAAUGCUGUCGCUGCUAAGUUUCUACGGAAAAACUAUGAUUAAUGGAAGGCAGGAAUGGUUUACAAUUUAUAAACGAUAUGUUUUACCUUA
Molecule: messenger RNA, 1027 nt
Organism: Drosophila elegans
Lineage: Eukaryota; Metazoa; Arthropoda; Insecta; Diptera; Drosophilidae
Exons: 4
Coding region: 16-525 (169 amino acids)
Source: RefSeq, a predicted model, not a curated record